GACGUUUUGUGACGUAUUGUGGUCUGUGACGUUUUUAUUUAUUUAUCAUUUGAUAAAUUUACAUAUUUUAAAUCUUUUUAUAAGUAUUAAAAAAUGAGAUUUUGAUUUUAACUACAUUUUGUAUCAUUCCGAUUACAUUCAUCACCCAGAAAGGCUUGCAUAUGAAUUUGGGGUUGUUUAAUCGUAUGAACUUAAAAGAAAGUAGUGAAAGUAAAGGAAUGUACUCAGAAUGGACAUCCCUAAGUUUAUCUACGCAAAGAGAAGGCGACGGAAAUCAAAGUGUUUUAGAAAAAUUCGGUUUACCUAUCAGUAAGGAAAUUACAACAGGACUAGUUCAUCAAUUAGCUAGCAAUUUGGGGAUUACUCAGCCUGCAGAACCUAGUCCUUUAAUUUCUGAUAAAGAUGUGCAAUGGUGCAUGGAAGUUAUCUGUUUUGGAUUAUCCCUGCCUUUAACAGAACAUGAAGCAAUAAAAGAUUGUGUAAAUGUUUAUUGUGAAUGGCUCACUGCUCUCUUACCACAUCCCAAAAUGUGUGUACCUCAACCAAUUUUGGAUGACCCAAAUAUUUAUUGCAGAAAAAUAAUAGGGCAUUUACAUUUUCUUUUCAUUCCACGCAAAGGAGAAGACUGGCCAUUUCUUUAUCAGGACUUAGGAUUCGAUACUAUCCACAGACAAGCUGUUUUUUGUCACAGGGUAUUAAGAACAUUACAACAAAUUGCACAUGAAUCAAAAAUAUUAGAAAGAAGCACAUGGGAGGCUCUUUUACUGUUUUUAUUAGGAAUAAAUGAUACAUUAUUGAGUCCGCCAACUGUUAAAGAUGAUGUAGCUGAUCAGCUGUGUGAGAGAGUACUUAGUGUAUUAUUUGAGAUAUGGUUGAUUGCGUGUGCUCAGUGUUUUCCUUCUCCGCCAUUAUGGAAAACGCUGAGGGAAUCAUGUAUGAACUGGCGACACCGAGUGGCAUUAAUCGAACAAUGGAACAGAGUGAAUCUAGGUCUAACUUCAAAAGUAUUAUUAUUUAUGUAUGGUACUUCUUUUCCAGAAUUAAAAAUAGGUGAAGAUGACUUAAUACCAUCAGGUAUCUCAAAUGACUGCAUAGCUCAAAGUUGGUAUAGAUUUUUAAACACUAUAGGCAAUCCUGUGAGUCUUACUAAGCCUAAGGUUAUUAGUCAAACUGAAAAAUUCCUUCAAUUUGCUAUAAGUACAGAUGGAGUAAUAGAUCCAUGCCAACAUCCCUGUUUGCAGAGCUUGCCUUUAAUUUUUUUAAAAGCUAUUAAAGGCAUUGCUGGACAAGUAGACGCUUUUUUGGGUAUUGCACAGCCUAUCUGGUGGGACAAUGUGGUGACAGGUGCUGGCAUCGACAAGAAUAAAGAAGCACAACCAAUCACUCAUUCACCUACACCCCCCACCCAACGUCGAUUAGCUAAAAGUUUUAGUGUCACACCAUCUUCUGUCAAUAAGGGUGUUCCAAAAGGCUCUUUAAUAGGCCUUACGACAAGUCGUACUUCAGCUGUACCACCGCCUCCUGCAAAUUCAGGUCCAUCUUCGGCUUCUAGCAUUUCUUCUCUAUUAUCAUUUGGUUCAGAACCUAGAACCCCCUUGGCACCUGGCAGAACAAAAUGUAAUACAAUUUUACACCUUUAUGGAGAAUGGUUAUUUGAAGCAGCUUUUGUAGGCUCCGAACUACCACAAAGAAACACUGGAGAUUCCAAAAGACCUAAUUCAAUAGUAAUGGAUGGUAAAUCGCCAUUAAACUUUUCUCAACCUGGUUCUAUGACAGAUAGCAGUGAAGUACCAUCAAAUUUAACUAUUGAUAAGUAUGAGAGUGGAAAAGCAGAAGCUUUAGGCACUUUAUGCCGAAUAAUGUGUGCUAAAAAAACAGGUGAAGAAAUUUUACCAGUGUAUCUGGCGCGAUUCUAUUUGGCAAUUCUCCAAGGUCUAAAAGUUCCACCAAACCGUGAAUGUGGUGAAUGCAUGGCGGCCAUUUUGAUAAAUUCCGCUAAUCUCUUUCAUUUAGACUUAGAUGGGGUAAGACUGCUAAUGCCUGCUUUUAUUUCGGCAUUAGAAGUAGUCCUACCGGAUAAAGACUUAAAAUUGAAAAACAGCAAUGUAAACAAAGUCGAAUUAAGAAAAUCCUGUAUACAGUUGCUGUUAUCAAUGUUAGUUUUGCCACUCCAUUUUCAAAAUGUUAUUAUAAAGGAACUGAUUAAUACAGGUUCUAACGAAAAACCAGUGACAUUCUUGCAGCUAAAGCCAAAAUUGAUGAAUUUGUUAAUGAAUGCUUUGCAAAUAGAAUCGGAUCCCCAAAAUACCCAUAUGCUUUUGGGAGGUUUAUUUUUGUGUGUGCAAGAUUCGGCAAUUUUUGAGAAAGUCGAACAUGUCACACAAACUUCCACAGAGGGAUCAAAUUUAUUGAGUUCAGAUUCAGCACAUGCUCUAUUCGUUAGAGCCACAUAUUUAGUGUGUCAUCGUUUGAUUUCGUCCUGGAAAACGGAUUUAAAUGUGUCUUUGGCUGCCCUGGAGCUUCUAUCUGGGUUAGCAAGAAUUCAUAUCAAGGGGUCAGAUGCUAUGGAAUGUAAAAGAGCAGUAAAAUGGUUAUGUGAUUAUAUAGUUUCUCAAUGCUCUAGACCUCCUCCAGCUCAUUCUAAAGAUCUCCAUUCAACCAUAGUUGCCGCAUUUCAAUGUUGUUCCGUUUGGUUACUAGAACAUCCUUAUUUGCUACGCGACAAAGACUGUCUAACUACAGUAUUAGAGGUUGCAGAAUUAGGAAUAUCGGGAACAAAAUCUGUAGGAAAACCAGGCGAACCCAUAAAAAUGAAAGAAGAAAAGGAUUUAAAGCCUGCCUCAAUGAGAGUACGAGAUGCUGCCGAGAAUCUACUGACCUGCAUACUUGAACAAGUUUCGUAUUUUCCUAGCGAGUGCGGACCUGAAUCAAUCUCUUCACUCUUGGAUGAAUUGUCGUUGUUGAAACAUUGCAAUUCAUGGCCUACAAAAUGUAAUGACCAAUCGGCAGCUGUGGAAAAGUUUCGGUACUUUGUUACUGAAGGAUCGGUUAUGCUUGCGUUACUUGAAGAACCUUUGGGCAAUGAUCAGGAUCCUCAGCCAACAGUUACUCUGCUUAUUAGAGGCCCUUUUGGUCGCCACGCUUGGACGAUGCAAUUACGCCAUCUACCAAGGCAUAAAUCGGGUACCAAGUAUCACGCUCAUAAUGCAUGUCGACCUGUAGUGAUGCAAGACACUCCUGUCAGGCCAGUUGUUAAGCAAAAAUAUUUUCCAGACAGUAUUGACCGAGUUAUGCAAUGCAAAGUGGAUCAAUCAAUUCCUUCAUUAGAUUCAGUAUUAUCGGGCGACGAAACUGUAAAUAAAGAAAUUAACAAAAUAUCCCAACUUGUUAAUAAACAAGCUGUAAUAGAAAACAAUAUAAAUAAUUCUCAUUCACAAGAGAAUUUAGACGAAUAUUCCCCACCACCAGUUUGUCAUGAUUUUCAAACGGCACGUCUAUUUUUGUCACAUUUCGGAUUGUUGUCUUUAGAAGAAUCUCCGAAUAUCCAAGAAGACAACUCACAUUUAGCAGUAUUAGACAGCAGCGCGAGCGAUUUUUGUAAAGAUCUGAGCAUUUUAGAUAGUAUGAGUCCAAGAACUUGUAACACGGUUCAUAUUUUUUAUGUAAAAUCUCAACAAACUCAUGCCCAAGAUAUUGUCAGUAAUAUUUUAAAUGAAAGCAGUAUAUCCCCUUAUUUUUCGGAGUUUAUACAUAGUUUAGGAUGGCCAGUCGAAGUCAGUAGUCAUCCAGGUUGGACUGGUCAUAUAUCUACAAGUUGGAAAAUACCUCCAAAUACGGAGAUUCAGCAACCAACGAAAAAGCAGAAAUCAUAUGAUGGUUCCUCUCAUAUCCUUUAUUGGGCAGAUGCAUGUUCCGAAAUAGCUUUUGUCAUACCUUCAGAGUGUAAACCAGUUGAAGCAAGUUCCGAGCAAUCUAGUUUCAAUGCAAGCACUUUGUCAUCAUGGAGUGAAAAGAGUUGGUCAGAUAAAAGAGCUUUAAGUUUAGAUUUAGAUAAGCAGCCGAUUCCACCAAAAAGAUCCGUGCACAAGUCAAUUUUGCAUCCUCAUACCAAUACCAAAAUUAUGGUAGUUUGGUUGGAGAGCUUUGAAGAUCACUUAACUUUGCCAAUAGGUGAUCUACUCAAUUGUAUGAACACAGGUUUGGAAAAAGGAACUAGCCAAAAAGUUAGUGAAGUGUUUGUAAUUUUCUUACAAAUAAUGUCUACUGGACUGUUGAGGGUGCAUUUACAAGGAGUAAGUGGUAGAGUUGGACUUGCCUCACCAUUGGUAGACGGUAUGGUUGUUAGUAGAAGAGCACUAGGGCCUCUAGUUAGACAUACUGCAAUGAAUAUGGCUAGACGAAGACGACUAGACAGCGACAGCUACCAACCACCACAUCUUAGAAGAAGAUUAAAAAUUCAAGAGAUUGUGCAAAAAUAUAAAAGGGAAAUGAGCAAGCCUGAAUUACUAACAUAUUUAUUUAGUAGUGCUUAAUUUUAAUAUAUAAAUUAUAUUAGGUGUAAUAUUUAUUGUUAUAGUUUUUUAUUUAUUGUAUAUUAAAAUAAUUGUUAAUGUCUAUUAAAAUAAGAUACUACUACCAAUUUUGCAUUACUUUAUAUAUUGAAUAUAUAUACAUAACUCUAAAUUCUAAAACUAUUUUUACAGAGAACUUGUUAUCUUUCUUCUUCUCAUUUGAGAUAACCAAUCUUCUAGUUGUUCUUUGGGUUCUUUACUAGGUUGAUAGUAAUGUUUAGGAGGUUUUCCUUCUUCUAAUUUUACGAAAUAAUGACAAUGAAAAUAUUCCACUGUGCCAAAUCUUGCUCUAGCGUGUCGUCUGAUGCCUUUGAUGACGGUUCCUUUGCCAACAAAUGAUUCAG
Psylliodes chrysocephalus is the source of this 4915-nucleotide messenger RNA. The record is from the annotation of a GenBank genome assembly. Lineage: Eukaryota; Metazoa; Arthropoda; Insecta; Coleoptera; Chrysomelidae.